AUGCCUCCAACCAACUAUGGCCCGGGCAAUAGAGCCUUUCUCCAGGCCCUUCUUGCCAGAGGCACAUUAACGUAUCCAGAGGCACGGCCCAUAAUCGCAGCCAUCAUCAAUGCCGAUAACGCAGAGGAUUCCAACAGCGAGGAACGCAGGCCUGAUCAGAUCACAGAAGACAUCUUUCUAGAGUACGUCGACAAAGCUUCUAGGGCAGUGUCUGUGUUUGAUUAUGAGAUCCGGAGCACGCAGCACCAGGCGACCAAAGAGAGAAUCUUUGCUCUCGUUAACACAACCUCUGACGCCCAAACUCAGCUGGCCACAAUUUACAGCCCAGAAGAGCUGUCAUUUAUAAAAAGAGUCCUCGACGCCAUGUUUGAGAAAUUCAACCGGCCCCGCAUGGAGUCGCUUUGUAUUACCGAAAUGCAAGCCAUCAAGCUGGCAAGGCCACCACGCAGAGAAAGCCAAGGAGGAGAAGAACAACAGUCACAAGCCCCAAUAGACAGAGGGCUGAAGCACAGUGAAGUGGAAACCGUUCUCGAAAGUCUGGUAGAAGGCGGCUGGUUUGAAAUUAGCAGGGAAGGAUUCUACUCGCUCUCCCCCCGCGCACUCAUGGAACUUCGCCCGUGGCUGGUCGACAUGUAUAACGACGCAGAUGCCGAGCCCAACGACUGGCAAAGGAUCAAGUUCUGCGAGGCCUGCAAAGAGAUUGUGACUUGGGGGCUGAGAUGCUCAGACCCUGACUGCACACUCCGACUGCACGAUAUCUGCCAAGAAGCCUUUUGGAGGUCACGACGAGGAACAACUUGUCCCAAAUGCUCUCGGGAAUGGACUGGGAAUCAUUACGUGGGAGAAAGAGCCAUCACAAUGACUGAGGCGUAUCAAAGAGGCCGAAGACGAAGCGGUGGCCAUAGGAAUACGUUGGUGGAUGAUGUCAUUCGCCAACAAGGGGCUGAGGAAGAGAGCGAGGGCGAAGAAGCGGGAGGUGGAGAGGAGGACGAAGACGAGGAAUAA
Molecule: messenger RNA, 1005 nt
Organism: Trichoderma atroviride IMI 206040
Lineage: Eukaryota; Fungi; Ascomycota; Sordariomycetes; Hypocreales; Hypocreaceae
Biological process (GO): double-strand break repair via homologous recombination
Cellular component (GO): nucleus; Smc5-Smc6 complex
Molecular function (GO): ubiquitin-protein transferase activity
Source: RefSeq, a predicted model, not a curated record